AUGAAUUCGACUACAGCUACUCAUACAAUUGAAGUCCUCCGUGCUAUUUUCGCAGAUUGUGGAAUUUGUGACCAAAUUGUCUGUGACAACGGACCUCAGUUUGUAAGCGAAGAGUUCCGUACAUUUUUACAGAAGAAUGGUGUCAAAGUUACGUAUAGUGCACCGUACCAUCCGAAGACAAACGGCUUGGCCGAGCGGUUUGUCCAGACAAUGAAACAGGCAUUGAAAGCCGCGAAACAUGAUCAAGGCACAGUUCAAACCAAACUCUCAAGAUUCUUAUUGGCUUACAGGAACGCAGAACACCAAACUACUAAAGUCAGUCCAGCCAGUCUAUUCUAUGGACGUAACUUACCAACUAGACUGGAGAAACUUAAACCUAGUUUGCGAAAGAGAGUAGAAGAUCAGCAAUCCAAAAUGCAUCGCAGUACUACAGACCGUAAUUUCGAUAUUGGUGAUUGUGUUACGAUCAGAGAUUAUCGUAGUGGUCGAGAUACUUGGAUUCCAGGCAAAAUAAACAUGAAAACUGGUCCUGUUUCGUAUCGUGUAGAGAUUGCGCCGGGUGUCAGCUGGCGUCGGCAUGCAGAUCAGAUUCAAAUGUCAGAACUUGUACCUGAACCAGAUCGUGUGGUACAAGACUCUAGUUUCUUACCAUUGUCAGAUAGUGUAAAUAGUCGUUCAUCAGCUAGAAAGUCAUUUUCUAGUCAGUCAACAACUAGUCAGUCAACAGCUAGUCAGUCAUCAACAAGUCCUGCGAAAGUUGAGCAAACAACUGAAAACCAGCAGCAACCCCCUGAAAAUACUGUAUCUACAGAAAAACGUUACCCAACAAGAAUUCGCAAGAAAGUUGAAAAGUUAAAUUUGUGA
Molecule: messenger RNA, 864 nt
Organism: Mercenaria mercenaria
Lineage: Eukaryota; Metazoa; Mollusca; Bivalvia; Venerida; Veneridae
Exons: 1
Coding region: 1-864 (287 amino acids)
Biological process (GO): DNA integration
Molecular function (GO): nucleic acid binding
Source: RefSeq, a predicted model, not a curated record